This is a messenger RNA of Lingula anatina, 3545 nucleotides long. RefSeq names its product putative G protein-coupled receptor No18. NCBI's taxonomy places the organism in Eukaryota, Metazoa, Brachiopoda, Lingulata, Lingulida, Lingulidae. Gene Ontology annotation, cellular component: plasma membrane; endosome. The record is from RefSeq and is a predicted model, not a curated record. Gene Ontology annotation, biological process: G protein-coupled receptor signaling pathway. Gene Ontology annotation, molecular function: G protein-coupled receptor activity.
ACCGCUUGGGUUGCUAUUUAUAAAUGGGUAUCGCUAAGUAAAGCCCUGUCAUUUCCCAACCGCCGCAGGGCGCGCAGUCAAGUAUUGCAUACUGUAGUGGCGCAGAGCCACUUUGAAUACAAAGGCAAGGAAGUUGGUGCUCCUCUAACAAAGGGCAAGCCGACCAAAGACAUAUAGAUGAGAGGACAAUUUAUUUGUUCCCUUCGUCUUGUUGAAUCACGGAUAUUUUGUAAAGCUCAUCGGAAGCCCUAGGAAAACAGUAGAAGGAAGGCAAGUUUUCCAUGCACAUGUUCUGUGGAUGAUUUAAACAAACUGAAUAAUUAUUAGAGUAUUGACGGAGAAGCGUUGCAAGGAUUUCUUGUUGUAGAUGAAUGUUCAAGCUGUUUAGCACCACAAUUCUGCUUCGGGUGGUCUUCAGCCAGGAACGGCAACUUCACCCCCACACCAGGUAGCUGUGCCGAACCUGUUAACGACCAGAGGCUGGGUGCGGAUCCCGUUGGUUCAUCAAGUCCGCGGCGAAGGCAUCACAAACGUUACGAUCUGGCUUCGAAUGGCCCGCACGGUCCAUCACCAUACUCAGCAGGUUUCGGUAAAUUGAUUUCGCUCGCUUCAAUCCACGCUUCGCCGAUAUAACAUGAUGAAUCAGAACGGCCGAUGAAAGCGAGUGAGCAACAUCAACGUGGGAUGCAUAAUCCAUUCUGUUCAUUCAUUAUUGUUAUUAUUGGAAGCGCAGUGAAAGCUUUGGAGCAUUCCUAGAAAUUGUCUUCAGCGGACGGAAGAGAUUUUUCAAGAGAUUUAGGGAAUUCGAUCUGAAGUUUUGACAACUACGCUACUAACCAUGGAUGUGGCGCUUGCCAAGGGUUUCUUUUUGUUGUACUCAAUAAUCGAACAUUCUAAGAAAAGGCUGACAAAAUCAAUUCUCGGAACAGUCUCUGGACAUGUUUAAAAGGACUAGGUGCGUGUUAAAAUAUUCAUGUUUCUGAAGAAAAUCGUGAGGUAGCUGGACAAAUGUUUGACACUUACAACAUGCCAGCUGCUCAUGCAAGCAAUCUUUCCAUAGUGAGUGGACUGGAGACAAACCUCUCUAAAAAUAUAGUGGCAGCAGACUACAAUGGGAAAAUGGCAGUGAUCGGUGGUGUCGAAGAUGACCCCGUGAAAAUAGCCAUAACAGUAACAUUAAUGUCAGUGGUUUUUCUAGUCACAAUCUGCAGCAACCUUUUAGUGUUUGCAGUAUUUUACAAGCGCCGGUCGGCAUUGUUGACUAUAUCGAAUCGGUUUAUAUUGAAUCUGGCUGCGGGUGACUUUCUGAUGGGACUUCUCGUAAUGCCGUUUGCAUUGACAUCAGCGUGGACCCAGGAAUGGGUUUUUGGCAACCUCUGGUGCCAGGUCACGGGGGUGUCGAACACGCUGCUUUUCGCCGCGUGUAUUCUUACUCUGUUGCUCAUAUCGGUGGACAGAUACUCAGCUAUUACUUCACCGCUGCAUUAUUCUAUGAGGUUCACGACACUGCGUGCCAAUCUCAUGAUCUGCGCGGUAUGGAUUCUGGCUAGCUUAUUUGCAAUCCCACCACUGUUCGGAUGGAACUACAUCGAAUUCCAAAAGCACAAAUGUCUCUGCACUGUCAAGUGGCGAACACAAGUCUUAAAGGACAAAUUUUACACAAUAUUUUUAUCAGUAUUAUGUUUUAUCAUUCCUUUUCUAAUAACAUUAUGGGUUUACAUCACUGUAUUUCGAGCAGCUCAGAAAACGAGCGCGCGGGCAAGGCGAAAUAGCGUUCAACCCGAGCUCAGUAGCGACGAUCUCUUACCCCGGGAGGGAUCGAGGAGGGGGAGCGCUCAGGGUGUUGCUGGCAACAACGGGCUUCGACGGCGAAGCAGCAUUCUAAGCCGCAGUAUUUCGCUCUUUCACAAAGAUGAUCGUAAAGCAGCAAAAACUGGCAUGAUCGUGAUGUCGACAUUUUGUAUAUGCUGGGUACCAUAUUUCAUAAUUAUUGUCCUCGAGUCGACUAUGUCGGACCCCUCAAGUAUACCUUCUUUGGUGGAAGUUUUGUCCAUUUGGCUGGCUUUUACGUCGUGUGCACUCAAUCCCAUAGUGUACGUUUUCAGGAAUAGAGUGAUUCAAAAGGAGUUACGGAGAUUAUGGAAAAAAUGGAAGUGCAUGAAAGAUCGAUCGCAUUUUAGAGAUAACCAAAGGAAUAAAAGUGUCAUUAGCUUUAAAGAAACCAAAGACAGAGAGGCUUUACAAGGAGUUGAUACAAAACAGAAUUGUUUGAAGGUUCGGUCAUUUUCAGCAAGUUCUACCAUCAACCGAUCUGACUCAUCGUCUACAACUUCAUCAGGCAACGAAAAAAUGAAGAAAGCUGUUACUAUUAGUUUGCUUGACAAUCACACAGACGGCAGACAAACGAGCGAACACCACGAACCUGUCGAAAACUGCAACAAUCAGGAAACACGUAAUCACAAAACAACGACUGAAAUGUUAGACACAGAAAUGAAGACCAUGGCAUCCCCUUCAUCAGGUACAAGUUUGUCAAACUUGGCCGAAGGCGCUGAUAACAUAACUAGAACUAAAGGGGAUGGUGUUCAUUUCUUUAUUGGAUGAUUGGCAGUUUCAAAGUGUUUCUUUUCAAUGGCAUUUGUGCAAUAGAUACCCGGUCAGUGUUUAAUUUCGAUUUAUUUGAAUUUAGUUUGAUUUACAAUUCAAUGUAACAUUUAACAUGGUGAAGUGGUCGUUUUCUAAAACCAAUAUGAUGGAUGCCAUAAUUUACCAAAGGGUGCGUAUUUCCGGCGGGCCUUGGAAAACAAAUUAUAUAAGUCUGCAAUUAAUCAUGACAUUCUGUAAUAUCAUAUUUAUAAAUCAUAAUGGUGGAGACGAGCGAGAAAGCAGCUGCCGUCAGCAUCUCGACAGCCGCGUGAAAGUUUGGUCCCCAGGCCUUUUAUAUAUUUGUCAUUGUUAGACUCUCUGACAAGUGAACAAGACUCGCAAGCAUUUCCGAUGUUCUAUGUAUUGACCUUUUUUCUCUAGUUUCAUAUGAGAGUGACUGGAUACGUCCGACUUGCUGUGAAGUCAAGAGUGAAACCUUAAACGUGCAAGAUCAAAAGCUGAAUUCUGUCGAAAGGAAUAGUGAAGGAACAUGCACGGGUUUCUGUUACAUAGUAAUAAGAGAAGAGUCAGGUGUAAGUGGGAUUCCCACUCAGAUUCACUUCGGUGAGAUUUGCUGGUAUCUUAAGAAAGGUUAAUCUUUUUCGAGUUCUUUAUCCCUUUUAUUAUUGAUUACGUAACUUCAUCCUGCAUAUAUUUUGUAAAUAUUGAUUGAUAUAUAAUGUGUUCGUAUGCAUGUUUCAAAUCUAUCCCUUUACCUCUGCAGGGUAUGUAUACGUUGAAUAUAGGUGCUAAUUUCGUUAAGGCUCAUUGAACUUAGAAUUGAAAUCACUGACCGUGGUUAAGAUAACAAAGUGAGCAUGUAAUUUAUGUCUGAGAACGGUACGGUAUGAAAAUGCAUGGAUGAAUGGAGUGCGUGCUCGAGACAAUCUUUAUACGUUACG